Messenger RNA from Dioscorea cayenensis subsp. rotundata (Guinea yam), 1079 nucleotides. RefSeq names its product protein trichome birefringence-like 26. The record is from RefSeq and is a predicted model, not a curated record. NCBI's taxonomy places the organism in Eukaryota, Viridiplantae, Streptophyta, Magnoliopsida, Dioscoreales, Dioscoreaceae. Gene Ontology annotation, molecular function: O-acetyltransferase activity. The transcript is spliced from 2 exons. Gene Ontology annotation, cellular component: Golgi apparatus. Bases 1 to 954 code for a protein of 317 amino acids.
AUGGGAGGCCUGAUAGAGGUUUUUCUUCACUGGAAAUGGCAACCAAGUGGCUGUGACUUACCUGCUUUUGAUCCACUCAAAUUUCUGAAUGCAAUGCGCGAUAAAUCAUGGGCAUUUAUUGGCGAUGCAAUCUUCCACAACCAUGUUUAUUCUUUGCUCUGCUUAACCUCGUCGGUAACGAAAGCUCAUGAGAUAUAUUAUGACGGAUACAACACUAGGACAUGGUACUAUCCCUCAUACAACCUCACCAUCUAUAGCAUCUGGUCUCCAUAUCUGCUCGCUUCUGAGACUGAAAAUGGACCGACCCAUGAAAUUCAUCUUGACAUCCUGGAUAGCAAGUGGACUGAGAUGUAUAACAAGUACGACUACAUGGUCAUUUCUGGUGGCCAAUGGUUCUACAAAAGAACAAUCAUGUAUGAGAACAACGAAGUGGUAGGCUGCCAUUACUGUCCUGACUUGGAGCUUAAGAAGAUCGACUAUGAAGUGGCCUACAGGAGGGCACUCCAGUUGACUUUCAAGUUCAUCACUACAUCUGAGCACAAGCCCUUUGUUGUCUUUAGGACGUGGGCACCAAGCCACUGGGAGGAUGGAGAAUCGCCUAGUGAAAGAAUUUGCAACAGGACUAAGCCAUUUAUAGAAGGGGAAAUCAAUGGUAGUACUUCAGACCUGAAAAUGUGGAGACUUGAGACUGAGGAGUUUGAGAAGGCUGCUGCCAUUGGAGCAACGAAUGACGUGAGAAUGGAGCUCCUUGAUGUUUACCAGCUUUCACUGUUGAGACCUGAUGGGCAUCCAGGUCCUUAUGGGACUUACCAUCCAUUUGAUGAUGAUCCGAGCAAGAAAGUUGAGAAUGACUGCAUCCACUGGUGCUUGCCUGGUCCUAUUGACACCUGGAAUGAACUGCUCAUGAAGGUGAUCAAUCGAGAUGUUCUUGACUCUGUGUCUGCUUUUCUCUAGAUUUUAGUACCUUGCCACUAUUUUCUUGUGUGUGAAUAAUUGGCGGAGACGGUCAUGUUUCUGUAUUGUUUUGUUAUUUUUGUUAUGUUUUUUUUGUCUAAAUGCAUUCAAUAUCUUUUUUCUUA